ACUUCCACCACUUCCACAUGUCGCUUGCUUGCAUCACCCUAACCUAUACAAUUUUUAAAGAAAACGCCGAUUUUUUUUUAUACAAUACAAUCUGGUCUAUUUUUUAAAGAAAACUUGUGUCAUUUUUAUUGUAAAAAUAAUAAAUAAUAGUUUAUAAUUAUGUCUUUGAAACUCAUUGCAAAGUGUAGUGAUCCACCGUUAGGUGCUUUGAUAGUUAGUGAGAUUGUUUCUUUGGAAAAGAAAGUUAAAAUUGAUGUAAAUUGGACGGAUGAUUGGAAAGGAUCUGGAAAUGUACAAUUAUUUGAUAAAGAAGGAUGUUUAGUUGGAGAAACUGACAAUGAUGUUGCUCGCUAUUUAGCGAGAACAGUAGAUUUUAAUUUGUAUGGAAAUGAUGAUCCAUUGGAUAGAACUGAAGUAGAUCAUUGGCUUUCAUUUGCAAUUGGACCACUUCGUGGAACUCAAAAGUUAAAUGAAUCUCUGGAUUAUUUGGAUAAUUUGCUAAUGCCAAGAACAUGGUUGGCUGCAAAACGAUUGACAAUUGCUGAUAUUUGUGUAUUUUCUGCUCUUUCAUUGGAAGAGGAAUUAGUUUCAAGUGGAAAAUAUCCAAAUAUUGCGAGAUGGUAUAAACAUAUUCUUUCUCUUUCUGCUUCUAAGACAGCAAUGGAGAUGGUUGCAAAAAAUAGAAAAACUUCUGCUACAAAAGUUGUUAGUAAGCCCCGUGGAAAACCAAGUGAAAAGGAAAAUAAAGGACAACAGAAUUCCAAUGCGAGAAAACAGGAGGGUAAAUUUAUUGAACUUCCUGGCGCUGAGAUGGGAAAAGUCGUGGUUCGAUUUCCACCCGAAGCCAGUGGAUAUUUACACAUUGGCCACGCAAAAGCUGCGCUUUUAAAUCAAUAUUACGCUGAAAAUUUCAAGGGUCAAUUAAUUAUGCGUUUCGACGAUACAAAUCCAGCAAAAGAAAAUGUUGAAUUUGAAAAGGCAAUUCUUGAAGAUUUAAAAAUGCUUCGAAUACAGCCCGAUCGUUUCACUCACACAUCGGAUUAUUUUGACCUUAUGCUGAAAUAUUGUGAUCAACUGUUGAAGGAAAAUAAGGCAUUCGUUGAUAAUACUCCUGCUCAGGAAAUGAAAGAUCAACGUGAACAAAAAUUACCAUCGACUAACAGAGAUAAUUCGGUUGAGAAAAACAUGAAGUUAUGGGAGGAGAUGAAGAAAGGCACAGCUAAAGGUUUAGAAUGCUGCGUAAGAGCGAAAAUCGAUUAUCAAUCUGCAAAUGGUUGUUUACGGGAUCCAACAAUCUACAGAUGUAAACCAGAGUCACAUCCACGUACCGGCAAUAAAUACAAGGUUUAUCCUACCUACGAUUUCGCCUGUCCAAUUGUCGAUGCUGUUGAGAAUGUCACACAUACAUUACGCACAACUGAAUAUCACGAUCGCGACGAUCAAUUCUAUUGGUUUAUUGAGGCACUGGGUUUAGAUCGUCCUUACAUUUGGUCUUAUUCGCGACUUAAUAUGACAAACACCGUUUUGUCGAAGAGAAAAUUAACCUGGUUUGUCGCUGAGGGUUUAGUUGAUGGCUGGGACGAUCCUCGAUUUCCAACAGUUCGCGGUAUUCUCCGUCGGGGAAUGACAGUCGAUGGCUUGAAACAAUUUAUCAUUGCACAAGGAAGCUCGAGAUCUGUUGUUUUUAUGGAAUGGGACAAAAUAUGGUCGUUCAAUAAAAAAGUUCUCGAUCCCAUUGCCGUCAGAUAUACCGCAUUAAAUGCUGGUGAGCUUGUAAAAGUGACUGUGAAUGGUGCUAAAAAUGAAUCUAUAACUGUUCAAAAUCAUCCAAAGGACCCGUCGAUUGGCACAAAACAAGUUCGAGUUGGUCCAAAUGUUCUUAUUGAAAAAGUUGACGCCGAAACAUUAGUAGAGGGACAAAAUGCGACGUUCAUCAACUGGGGUAAUCUUUUGAUAAAAAAAGUGAAAAAAGAAAAUGGAGUCGUUGUGGGUGUUGAAGCAGCACUCAAUUUGGAAAAUAAAGACUUCAAAAAUACGGUGAAACUUACUUGGAUUGCACAAGAUUCUGCUAAAAGUGGUAGUCAAUUCGAUUCAAGUUUAGUGCCAUGCUACGCUGUUUAUUUCGAUCAUAUCAUCAGUAAACCCGUCUUGGGCAAGGAUGAGGACUUUAAAAAUUAUAUUGCCAAGGAUACAAGGAAAGAAGUUGAGAUGAUGGGAGAAACUGAGAUGAAGAGGAUAAAGCAAGGAGAAAUUAUUCAAAUUCAAAGGAAAGGAUUUUUCCGUUGUGAUGUUCCAUAUUCACCAAUUAACGCCCACUCAUCUCGUGAACAACCUUUAAUUUUAUUCCAUGUUCCCGAUGGACACACAACAACUCCAAUUACUCAAACUACAAAUAAUCAAAGCGAAAAAAAUACUCAACCCACCAAGCAAAAGAAUAAUGAUCUGGUUGAAAAGCAGAAUGAGAAAAUUGUCAACCAAGGAAAUAAGGUGCGCGAUUUGAAAGUUGCGAAAGCCGAUAAAGGAACAAUUGAAGCUGAAGUGAAGAUACUAUUGAGUCUAAAAGCCGAAUACAAAUCACUUACUGGAGUUGACUGGAAACCUGGUGCGAUCGUCAAGGCAGAAGAAAAAAAUCCACAAGCGACAGCAUCAAAAAUGUCGAAUUCAAAUGCCAAUGAUCUAUUUGCUCAAAUACAGGAGCAAGAGAACAAAAUCGACGAGGAAGCAAAGAAACUCUCGAUAUUGAAAGCUCAAUAUAAACAAGCAACCGGACAAGAUUGGAAGACGGGUGCAAUUUUAAGUCAAGCUAAAAAUGAGACCAAAUCGGCUCAAUCAAUUUCGAAUGAUAUUGUCAAACAGGGAGACAAGGUUAGAGAAUUAAAAAGUCAAAAAGCUGACAAGGGGAAAAUCGAUCAAGAAGUCAAGGAGCUUUUGAGACUGAAGGUUGAGUAUAAAUCGGUGACGGGAGAAGAAUGGAAACCUAGUGCGGCUCCAGCGGUAAAAGCUCCGGUUAAUAAUGCUGAAGGUCUUUCGAGUCAAAUCGCAAAGCAAGGAGACAAGGUUCGAGACCUAAAGACCAAAAAAGCUGACAAGGCGGCAAUUGAUCAGGAAGUGAAAGAACUUUUGCGACUGAAAGGCGAAUACAAAUCGGCAACGGGCGCAGAAUGGAAACCUGGUGCAGCUCCAGCGGUAAAAGCUCCGGUUAAUAAUGCCGAAGCUCUUUCGAAUCAAGUAGCCAAGCAAGGAGACAAAGUUCGAGACUUAAAGACCAAAAAAGCCGAGAAAGCGACAAUUGAUCAGGAAGUAAAGGAACUUUUGCGACUGAAAGCUGAAUAUAAAUCGGCAACGGGCGAAGAAUGGAAACCUGGUGCGGCUCCAGCGGCAAAAGCUCCGGUUAAUAAUGCCGAAGGUCUUUCGAGUCAAAUUGCAAAGCAAGGAGACAAGGUUCGAGACCUAAAAACGAAAAAAGCUGACAAGGCGGCAAUUGAUCAGGAAGUGAAAGAACUUUUGCGACUGAAAGGCGAAUACAAAUCGGCAACGGGCGCAGAAUGGAAACCUUCACCAACCCCACAAGUUAACAAUAACUCCAAAGUAAACGAAAUUUCCCAAAAAAUCACCCAACAAGGUGACAAAGUCCGACAAUUAAAGACAAAUAAAGCAGAAAAGAAUGUUAUCGAUCAGGAAGUGAAAACUCUUCUCAGUCUGAAAGAAGAAUACAAAUCACUCGCCGGUCACGAUUGGAAACCAUCAGCAGCACAAAGUGAUAAAAAACCAGAAAAAACGAAAGUCUCGAAAUCGAACGAAAAAUCACAAAAGAAAUCCGAGAAAGAUGAGAAGGUAAAGGAGGACACAAAAACAGGAACACGAUUAGGACUCGAGGCGAAGAAAAAUGAAAAUCUUCCCGAUUGGUAUUCACAGGUGAUCACCAAGAGUGAAAUGAUUGAAUACUACAAUGUCUCCGGUUGUUACGUUCUUCGUCCUUGGAGUUUCUCCAUUUGGGAGGUAAUCAAGGAUUAUAUUGAUUGUGAGAUCAAAAAAUUGGGAGUGGAAAAUUGCUAUUUUCCAAUUUUCGUAAGUCAAGCUGCAUUGGAGCGGGAGAAAACGCAUAUUGCUGAUUUUGCACCGGAAGUUGCAUGGGUGACGAAGAGCGGAAGUUCUGAUCUUGCCGAGCCAAUUGCUAUUCGUCCAACUUCAGAGACUGUUAUGUAUCCUGCUUAUGCAAAAUGGCUCGCAUCUCACAGGGAUCUGCCACUGAGGCUCAAUCAGUGGAAUAAUGUUGUGAGGUGGGAAUUCAAGCAUCCGCAACCAUUUUUGCGAACGAGGGAAUUCCUUUGGCAAGAGGGUCACACUGCAUUUGCAACGAAAGCCGAAGCUGACGAGGAAGUAAUGACAAUUUUGGAUAUUUACAGAAGUGUCUAUGAGGAUUUAUUGGCAAUUCCAGUGGUGAGAGGUCGUAAAACGGAAAAGGAAAAAUUCGCCGGCGGUGAUUACACAACGACAGUCGAGGCUUUUAUCUCCGCUAGUGGAAGAGCAAUUCAGGGUGCAACCAGUCAUCAUCUUGGUCAGAAUUUCUCCAAAAUGUUUGACAUUCAAGUCGAGGGUGCUGAGGAGGGUGGAGAAAAGACUUUCGUUUACCAAAAUUCCUGGGGCUUAACGACUCGUACAAUCGGAGUCAUGGUCAUGGUUCACGCCGAUGACAAGGGACUUGUUCUGCCACCGCGUGUUGCUUGCAUUCAAGCGAUUAUUGUGCCUUGUGGAAUAACAGCAUCAACAACACAGGAGCAAAGAAAAAAUCUUCUCGCUGAAUGUGAGAAAUUGGAGGCAGAAUUGAAAAAGACUGGUAAUUUGAGAAUAAAGGGCGACUACAAAGACAAUGUUAGUCCAGGAUGGAAAUUUAAUCAUUGGGAAUUGAAAGGCGUUCCAUUGAGAAUUGAAUUAGGUCCCAAGGAUUUGGAGAAGAAACAGGUGACACUUGUUAGACGUGAUACAGCCGAAAGAUUGACUAAAUCUAGAAGCGAUAUUUCAUCGGCUGUUAGUAAUUUACUUGAGGAAAUACACGUCGCUCUCUUUAACAAAGCUAAGGAAGAAUUGACGACACAUGUAAAGCAGGCGCAUGAAUGGACCGAUUUUUGCACUAAUCUUGAUAAGAAGAAUUUAAUUCUUGCACCAUUCUGCGGAGAAAUUUCCUGUGAGGAUAAUAUUAAAACAGACAGUGUCAGAGAGGAUACGAGUGAUGAACCUGGUGCACCUUCCAUGGGAGCAAAGAGUCUUUGCAUACCCUUCGAUCAACCUAAAAACGAUCUAAACAAAAUGAAAUGCAUCCACAAGAGUUGUCAAAAUAAACCUAAAUAUUACACUCUCUUUGGACGCAGUUAUUAAGAAAACCUUUAUUUAUACAUAUUUAAAUUAUUAUAUUUCUGCGAUAGUAGAAGGUUCUUUAGGGCAUCGACUUUAAUUUUUUAUUUGUAAGUAAAGUCGAAUAAAAGACUUGAUAUUUUA
Messenger RNA from Leptopilina heterotoma, 5496 nucleotides. It is a transcript of the gene GluProRS, whose product is annotated as bifunctional glutamate/proline--tRNA ligase. The record is from RefSeq and is a predicted model, not a curated record. The coding region runs from base 160 to 5376 and encodes 1738 amino acids. Gene Ontology annotation, biological process: glutamyl-tRNA aminoacylation; translation; prolyl-tRNA aminoacylation. Gene Ontology annotation, cellular component: cytoplasm; aminoacyl-tRNA synthetase multienzyme complex. NCBI's taxonomy places the organism in Eukaryota, Metazoa, Arthropoda, Insecta, Hymenoptera, Figitidae. Gene Ontology annotation, molecular function: ATP binding; glutamate-tRNA ligase activity; proline-tRNA ligase activity. The transcript is spliced from 13 exons.